Molecule: messenger RNA, 1331 nt
Organism: Macadamia integrifolia
Lineage: Eukaryota; Viridiplantae; Streptophyta; Magnoliopsida; Proteales; Proteaceae
Product: lectin-like
Exons: 4
Coding region: 63-1208 (381 amino acids)
Source: RefSeq, a predicted model, not a curated record
AAAGACUUCCAGGAUCUGGCUUGUGGAAAUAGGAGUUCCUUUGAUCCAUUGAAGCAACAAGUAUGCCGCCUUUUCAUGGUAAUGGAUGCGAAAUCGCUGUGGAGGGGCUAAAUCCAAACCUUCCCCAUAACUGCAGAGCUAUCAUGAAACGCUCUGAAUCGGCGGGUUGCGGAAUCUCUACAGAGAAGCUGUAUGAGCAUCUCUACUCAGGAGUGUUCUUAGACCACAAAAGAAAGAAGUAUUGGAUUGAUCCAAAAACAGGCUAUAACUGUUUCAUGCUAUUUGCAAGAGAUCUUUCAAUCACUUGGGGUGAUGACAACCGUUACUGGAAAUGGGAUUCUUUGCAAGAAACAAGCGAUGUGCGUGUUGACAUAGCUGAACUCAAAAACGUCUGCUGGCUUGAGGUGCGAGGAAAGUUUGAUACAUCAAAUCUCUCACCAGGAGUCAUGUAUGAGGUUGCAUUUGUGGUGAUGCUGAAAGAAGCCUCCAAUGGAUGGAAUGCUCCACUGAACUUAGAACUCGCACUCCCUGAUGGAAAGAAGCAGGAACAUAAAGAGAAUUUGCAGUACAAACCCAAAGGACAAUGGAUGGAACUAGUGAUAGGGGAGUUUUGGACAUGUCAAAAUAUGGAUGGAGACAUACAAUUCUCCCUCCUUGAAAUCAAGGGUGGGCAAUGGAAGAAUGGGUUUAUCAUCAAGGGUGUUAUUAUUCGACCAAAAAACUGCUAUGACAAACCACCACACCAUCAUGGCCACUUUACAAUGAUCUCAAGGGAUCUUUCAAUCACUUGGGGCGACAACCAGCAAUACUGGCAUUGGUACUGUUUGAAUGAAACAGGUAACAAUCUUGUUGAUGUAGCUGAACUUUUAAAUGUGUGCUGGCUUGAAGCGAAAGGAAAUUUCAACAUAUCAAAGCUCUCACCAGGAAUUGUGUAUGAGGUUUCAUUUAUUGUAAUGCUAAAAGAUCCUGCAUAUGGGUGGGAAGUUCCGGUGAAUCUCCGACUCGUACUCCCCGACGGAAAAAUGCAUGAACGUAAAGAAUGCCUUCAGCACAAGCCUAAAGGACAAUGGAUGGAGCUUAAAGUAGGGGAGUUCAAGAAAUGUCCAGGAAAUAAUGGAGAGAUACAAUUCUCCCUCUUUGAAAUUGAAGGUGGUCAAUGGAAGAAAGGGCUUGUUAUCAAGAGUGUUGUCAUUCGUCCAAAGAACUAAGUUAACUAAUAGUUCUAAGAAGUUUAUGUAUCUAAAUAAAAUGGAGCGUAUCUAUAUAAUAUGAAAUGCAAUAAAUAAUCAUAUGGUAACUUCUUAAAGUUACCUUAUGAAAAUUAAUAAGUC